Molecule: messenger RNA, 3061 nt
Organism: Salmo salar (Atlantic salmon)
Lineage: Eukaryota; Metazoa; Chordata; Actinopteri; Salmoniformes; Salmonidae
Gene: ub2r2
Product: Ubiquitin-conjugating enzyme E2 R2
Source: RefSeq, marked provisional
CUUGACGUCAGAAGAGUUACAGGGUGUGUUAAGUGGCCUGAGGUAGGACUAAAUAUAUUUAAAUAGUGGAGUAGGGUGGUGUUUUAAAAAAAAAUGGUAAAGCAAAAUAAGUAAGUUAUACUCCAGUCUAGUAGGUGACGGUAAUGCAACAUUUAUAGGACGCCAACCACCCUUAAACCUCAUCGAAGAAGAAGUGGCUAGCUUCACACAGGUAUGGCGCGAGGCAGCAAGUGCACUGGAAUCUGUUGAAAGCAAACUGCGAAGUGAGGAAAGAGAGAGAGAAAAUGAAGUUCCUACACACGUGGAUUAAUUUAUAUCACUGUAGUUAUUUUAAAGAGAUUAUGCCUGUCAGACGGCUUUAAAACUAAAUCAUUAAACGUUCGUUGAGUUUGACUCUAGUGGAGAAGCUUGCUAUGCUCACGCACACAAACAAAUGACUGAGAACAACCCGCUGGACGUGCCGAGACCGUGCACACCUAUGGACAGAGAACGGACGAAUGACACGGGGAAACAUUUUAGAAACACCCUUUGUCGUCUUAAUUUAUUAUUACACAAGUUAAACUGUUCGGAGAUCAAAGACGCUAGCAAGCUAUAUUUUUUUAACGUUUCGAUAGAAGAUAAUUUGUAAACGGCACCCCCUCCCUCCAGGAUAAAACCAUAACAUAUAUGAUCAGAUUAAGGAAUAUGCGGCGUUAAAAACAUUUGACGCGUCAUAAAACCGUAUAGGAAUAUUUUAGCCUCUACCAAAAGCAGCUUCCUCAUUAUCUACAGAACUGUCAACAGAGCUAGCAGCAGUUUUAUCGCUUUGUUUACCUCGCUACUGUAGCUAGCUAGCUAACGUUUUUAGAGCAGGCUCCACAGUUGGAUGGAUAACGUUAGCUAACCUAGCUACCAACUAAACGUGGUGCCACCACUGGUGGGUAAUGCUUGCAGCCCCUCUAUAUGACAACCAGCUAUUGGUUGUUGGGACGAGCAAUUUGAAUUGGUCCUGUUUUAUUUGACUGGCUGUUAGGAAAGCUUCCAAAGAGCGAGUGCAAACGGGGUCGUCCGGUUUUCAGCCAGUCUUCAUUGCCACUGGGUCACCAUGGCACAGCAGCAGAUGCCAAGCUCUCAGAAGGCACUAAUGCUUGAACUGAAGUCUCUCCAAGAGGAACCAGUGGAGGGUUUCCGCAUCACACCAGUAGAAGAGUCCGACUUGUACAACUGGGAGGUGGCCAUAUUUGGACCCCCCAACACACUUUAUGAGGGAGGAUACUUCAAGGCACACAUGAAGUUUCCAGUUGACUACCCCUACUCUCCACCUACUUUCCGUUUCCUCACAAAGAUGUGGCACCCCAACAUAUAUGAGAAUGGGGAAGUGUGUAUCUCCAUCCUUCACCCCCCUGUUGACGACCCACAGAGCGGAGAGCUACCCUCUGAGAGAUGGAACCCCACCCAGAAUGUCAGGACCAUCCUACUGAGUGUGAUCUCUCUGCUGAACGAGCCCAACACCUACUCCCCGGCCAAUGUCGAUGCCUCUGUUAUGUUCCGCAAGUGGAGAGACAGCAAGGGCAAGGACAAAGAGUAUGCUGAGAUCAUCAGGAAGCAGGUAGUGUCCACUAAAGUGGAGGCGGAGCGGGAUGGGGUGAAGGUCCCUACCACGCUGGCGGAGUACUGCAUCCAGACCAAAGUGCCUUCCCACGACAGCAGCUCGGACCUGCUUUACGACGACCUCUACGAUGAUGACAUUGAGGAGGAUGACGAGGAAGACGAGGAUGAUGCAGAAGCUGGGUGCCAGAUGGCCGGAGAGGAGGGGAACUGCUUAAUUGACGAGGAAGACUCGGGCAACGAAGAGUCAUGACCUUCCUCCUCUCGCUUUUUAUCCUGCUCCUCCCCACACCCUUCCUACCAGAGACUCUGCUGCAGCCUCCUCCUAUCCUUACUUUCUGAUUCCUUACCACGUGCGCACACAAACACACACUCUUGCUGGAUUCAUCCCAUUCUUGACGGCUUCCCAUAGCACUUAACAUGCCCAUAUUCUAUUAAGGCGCUCUACACCUGAAGCAGGGAUUUUUAACGGCUGUAUGGUGGUCAGAUUUCAUGUUUUUUUAUGGCAUUUUUCUUAUUCAGCAAUUUGAGGGGUCAGUUUUAAACAGUUCAACAUAAUCACAUGCUUUAUAAUGACACCAAUCUGGCUUGUAUGAUGUCUACCAGUGUUGCCAACAAUUUUUUUGCGAGAAUUCCUAUUUGGCUGCUUGAUUUGUUGCCAGAUGAUGUUUUGCUGUUACCAUGACAUUUUCUCCCCUUCUCUCACUGCACACCCCCUCCCCUUAUGCUUCUGUACCUGUGUGUGCGGUGUUGCUGUGACUUCUGUUGCAUAGGCAGCUUUUCUCACUUCCGUUUGUGGAAUUAUUUAGUGGGAAAAGUCACUAAAGGGUAUCAAAACUCAUCUCCAAGGCAGCCUGAAAAGUAGCUUAAUUUCUCGCUAGGCCCUUUGACAAAUAAAAGUUGCACUGGGGGUCUGAAAACUCACUUAAUAUAGCGACUAAGUUGGCAACACUGGUUUCUACCCCUCCCAGGGUUAACAUGCACUCUCCUAAACUAGUUCUAAUUCCGUUGUGUUAAACCAAAUCCUAUUCAGACGUAAAAACACAAUUUAAAUUAACUCUAAUUUGUUCUUAAACUGUGGAACAGGGUGGUAAGAUGUACUCAAUUAACUUGCAGGACACAGCCAGUGAAAUAUCAGUGCGGCAAAUUCAAAAACAACAAAAUGUCAUAAUUCUACUUUCUCAAACAUACAACUAUUUUACACCAUAUUAAAGAAACUUUUCGUUCAUCUAACCACAUUGUCCGAUUUCAAAAAGGCUUUACAGCGAAAGCAAAACAUUAGAUUGUUAGGAGAGUACAUAGACAAAAAUAAUCACACAGCCAUUUUCCAAGCAAGGACAUGUCAAUAAAACCCAAAACACAGCUAAAUGAAGCACUAACCUUUGACGAUCUUCAUCAGAUGACACUCCUAGGACAUUAUGUUACACAAUACAUGUAUGUUUUGUUCGAUAAAGUUCAUAUUUAUAUCCAAAAA